Messenger RNA from Trichoplax adhaerens, 559 nucleotides. RefSeq lists its product as uncharacterized. The coding region runs from base 2 to 532 and encodes 176 amino acids. The transcript has 3 exons. Lineage: Eukaryota; Metazoa; Placozoa; Uniplacotomia; Trichoplacea; Trichoplacidae. The record is from RefSeq and is a predicted model, not a curated record.
GAUGAUAAUUUCCUCUUCACUUGGUAUCGCGACUUAUAUCAACAUCACUAAGUUUUCACGAGAUGUGGCUACUAUUCACUUGGCAUUCCUCAUUCUUGGCAUGCUGGCAGCACUUGCAGGGAUUAUAUUUAGUGCUAUUAACCUUUCAGGUGCAGCAUACCUCUUUCAGAGUAGUGCCUUACGCAACGUAGGGAUUGGAAGCUUAUGUACCAAUAGUGUGGUCAUAGUGUUUUACAUCAUUUACAUAUCUUACUGCAUUUAUCAUAUAAUCGUUUACUCUCGUACCUUGCGGAUGGUACCUAAAGUGAAGAAUGGUCAGAAACAAUUCAUUGAGGAAGGAGAGAUAGUUUUAUCCAAUCAAUCAGGCGUGAAUCAACCAGGAUAUCAAGUUGCACAACCAACAACGUACGUGGAAACACGAGUUUUAUCCAAUCAAUCAGGCAUGAAUCAACCAGGAUAUCAAGUUGCACAAUCACCAAUGUACGUGGAAACAAGAGGAGAACCCGAGAAUGAGAAAAGUUCGACAUUUUAAAUGAUGAUCUUUUUUUAUAUAAUUCAU